Brettanomyces nanus is the source of this 1152-nucleotide messenger RNA. RefSeq lists its product as uncharacterized. Gene Ontology annotation, biological process: intracellular protein transport; vesicle fusion; endoplasmic reticulum to Golgi vesicle-mediated transport. The coding region runs from base 1 to 1152 and encodes 383 amino acids. Gene Ontology annotation, molecular function: SNARE binding; SNAP receptor activity. The transcript has a single exon. NCBI's taxonomy places the organism in Eukaryota, Fungi, Ascomycota, Pichiomycetes, Pichiales, Pichiaceae. The record is from RefSeq and is a predicted model, not a curated record. Gene Ontology annotation, cellular component: SNARE complex; endomembrane system; Golgi membrane.
AUGGAUUAUUAUACGAGCUCUAACAUUCAGGACCGUACACUAGAAUUUCAACAAUGUGUGGGUACAUUCGCCAAACAAAAAGGAUUGUCUGGAGGAAGAGGAGUCAACAAAUAUCUACCAGUGGUUCAACCAGAGAAUGAAAAGAAGAAGGGGCUCAGUAGGAGCGAAUUCAGCAGAAAUGCUUCUGUGAUUGCGAAAGAUAUUGCACGAGUGACUGGAUCAUUAGCGAAAUUGGCACAAUUGGCUAGACGAAAGCAGCUAUUCAAUGAUAGACCGACGGAUAUCAUCGAGUUAACCUACAUUAUCAAACAAGAUAUAUUCAGGAUUGAGAAGUCAUUGAAAUCACUACAACAACAAGCUAAAACGAGCAAGAGCUCUUCUGACAACCAAGUUGCUCUAUACAAUAAGAACGUUGUCCAGCUUCUCAAUACAAAGACAAAAAACAUCAGUGAAACGUUCAAAGAAGUGUUGCAAGUGCGGCAACGUAAUGAGUUGGCCCAAAGAUCACGGCAGGAGCAGUUAUUAGCCGCUGUUAAGCCAGAUUCUGACGGUCUUUCUAGUGGAAGAGCCAGUGGACGUCCCAGUAUGGAUUCCUCUUCUAUGCAUGCAGGAGAUAGUUUAGGCAGUGCAUCUAAUAGUAUACCGUAUGCUUUGAGAAGUAGGCGAUUGGCUGGAAAGGAUAAUGCCGGUACUUCAGGAUCACCUGGUAACUCUGAAAAUCCGUUUUUAACAUCUCUAGCUACAGGAAAUAGAGAUGACUCCGACCCAGCUGUUUCCAGCAUUUCGCAGCUUGAGAAAAAUGACUACGGUAACGAUGAUCUUCUUGCAUUACCUAACCAAUCUCAGCAAAUGAUGCUCUUGGAGGAACAGGAUAGCAGAUAUUUACAGGAGAGAAAUCACGCGGUAGAGACUAUAGAGUCUACCAUUAAUGAGGUAGGUGGAUUAUUCCAGCAGUUGGCUACAAUGGUGCAGGAACAAGGUGAAGUUAUCCAACGUAUCGAUAAUAACGUUGAAGACGUUAGUUUGAACAUUGGAGGUGCUCACAGACAGUUACUCAAAUAUUACAACAACAUCAGCAGCAAUAGAUGGUUGAUGAUCAAGGUUUUUGGUAUUCUCAUCGUUUUCUUCUUACUGUGGGUCCUAGUCAGUUAA